Molecule: messenger RNA, 3194 nt
Organism: Periophthalmus magnuspinnatus
Lineage: Eukaryota; Metazoa; Chordata; Actinopteri; Gobiiformes; Gobiidae
Gene: gaa
Product: alpha glucosidase
Exons: 19
Coding region: 322-3087 (921 amino acids)
Biological process (GO): glycogen catabolic process; lysosome organization
Cellular component (GO): lysosomal membrane
Molecular function (GO): alpha-1,4-glucosidase activity; carbohydrate binding
Source: RefSeq, a predicted model, not a curated record
GCACAUGGAUUUUUGUCCCUUGGUGCUUACCUUACUUGACCCAUAACAUAAACUUUUAGCUUGUCCUAACACUAGAUUAACUCUAAUUUAUUUGUUCUUUAUAAAUGAGGACCCUUGAUUCUUUGGCACAUCGGUACGUAACUGUAUUUUGGUGACUAGCUACAGUAGAUGAAACAUAAAACAACUGCAUACAUAAAUUUGGGAGUUACUAGCUAAUGGCUAACGGCUAACUUCAGCUGACGGCUAACUUCAGCUCUACACAUUUUGAGUUGAUGCGUUUUGUUUUCAUCAGAGUGCACUGCGUUGUGCUGCACGUACACCAUGAGACUGCAUUACCAUGUUACAGGCUCAGUUGCCACUUUCUCUGUAGUUUUUGCUUAUGUUCACUUGUUUAUAGAUGUUGCUUCCUGCAGUGACGUUUUGAGACAUGGCAAUCCAAUCGAGAACUACACAAUGAGGGAGAUUAGGACAGAUUUUAAAAAUGAAAAAAUGUCUAAUAAUCUUUCCCUAAACGAUAAAUGUGCCAUGGCGCUUGAGUGUCGGUUUGACUGUGCCAGAGAUAAAGCUGUCAGCCAGACAGAGUGUGAAGACAGGGGGUGCUGCUAUGCCCCCCUGUCGGAUGUAGCUGGACCACCCUGGUGCUAUUUUCCGCAUUUGUAUCCUGGCUACGUCAUGGGUCCCCUCACUCCCAGUGAAAGAGGACAGGCAGCCACUCUGACCCGUGUCAAAUCAUCAUACCUUCCCAAAGAGAUAUCGACUCUCCAGAUGGAGGUUAUGGAGGAGAAUGCACAAUGCUUACACCUGACUGUCAAAGACCCUUCAUCUCAAAGAUAUGAGGUUCAACUGCCAGGACAGCAGUCUGCUCCUCAGGGGAAAGCUGGUCCACAUACUGCCCUAUACAUGAUUCAAUUUCAACAUAAUCCUUUUGGUUUUACAGUGUUUCGUAAAUCAAAUAAUAGAGUAAUCAUGAACACAACUGUGGCUCCUCUUUUAUUUGCUGAUCAGUACCUUCAGCUGUCAACAACACUGGCUUCCUCUUUCGUGUCUGGCCUUGGAGAACAUUACACUUCCUUAAGUCUGGACCUGAACUGGACCUCAGUAACACUAUGGAACCAAGACACUAAACCCCGUGCUGAUGCAAACCUCUAUGGUUCUCAUCCCUUUUACAUAGUUCAAGAAGAAGAUGGGUUUGCACAUGGAGUUUUCUUGCUAAAUAGCAAUGCAAUUGAGGUGAUACUGCAGCCCACCCCUGCUCUUACUUGGGUUGCUCUUGGUGGCAUUCUGGACUUGUAUGUUUUUUUGGGACCUGAUCCAGAAAGUGUAAUACGGCAGUAUCUUCAAGUUAUUGGUUACCCAAUGAUGCCUCCUUACUGGGCUCUGGGCUUUCAUCUUUGUCGCUGGGGAUACACAACUAGUAAUACAACCCGGCAAGUGGCACAACGCAUGCAUGAUGCCAAUUUUCCCAUGGAUGUGCAGUGGAAUGACCUAGACUAUGCACAUGAUCGCAGGAUCUUCACCUUUGACCCUUGGCGGUUUGGUGAUCUUCCAGAGAUGGUGCAGGACUUUCAUGAAAGAGGCUUAAAAUAUGUCCUCAUUCUGGAUCCAGGUAUCAGUACCACCAGCCCUCCUGGAUCAUACCCUCCAUAUGAUGACGGAUUAAAAAGAGAUGUGUUUAUUAAAAAUGCCACUGGAAAUCUUCUUAUUGGAAAGGUGUGGCCCGGACCCACUGCCUUUCCUGACUUCACUAGUUCAGAGACCAGACAAUGGUGGGAGGACUGCAUUAAAGAUUUUCUUUCAAAGGUGCCUGUGGAUGGCCUGUGGAUUGACAUGAAUGAACCCUCCAGUUUUGUGCGAGGCUCUGUAGAUGGCUGUCCUGAUACUGAUUUGGAGAAUCCACCCUACACUCCACCGGUUGUUGGCGGACAGUUAAAUUCAAAAACACUUUGCAUGUCGGCUCAACAGCUCCUGUCUACUCACUACAACCUGCAUAAUAUGUAUGGACUUACAGAAGCAUAUGCCACUCACAAGGCACUCAUAAAUAUUCAAAGGAAACGACCCUUUGUCUUGUCUCGCUCCUCCUAUCCCGGGACUGGACGUUUUUCUGGAGUGUGGACUGGUGAUGUCACAAGUAACUGGGAUCAGCUCAAAUAUUCAAUCCCUACUAUCCUGAUGUUUGGUCUGUAUGGGGUGCCUCUUGUGGGGGCAGACGUGUGUGGGUUUGAAGGCAACACUACAGAAGAGUUAUGUGUGCGGUGGAUGCAGCUUGGAGCCUUUUAUCCAUUCAUGAGGAACCACAAUGACAGACAAAAUAGACCCCAGGAGCCUUAUGUAUUUGGAAAGAAAUCCCAAGCAGCCAUGCGUAGUGCUCUAAACCUGCGCUACUCUCUCCUUCCGUAUCUUUACACACUUUUUCAUCAUGCACACACUUCUGCUGAGACUGUGGCCAGACCCCUUUUUGUCGAAUUUUCUCAUGACCCUAAUUGUUGGGCCAUUGACCGACAGUUCUUGUGGGGCAGUGCUCUCCUCAUGAGCCCAGUCCUAGAACAAGGAGUGGUAGAGUUUCCUGCAUACCUCCCCUUUGGCACUUGGUACAGCCUCCAGGAUGGGCAACCUUUCUACAGCAAGGGACAAUAUUUGCUCCUAUCAGCUCCAUUGGACACCAUAAAUGUUCACAUCAGAGAGGGAUACAUAAUACCUCAGCAGGAACCUGCUUUGACAACCUCAGCCUCCCGCACCAAUCCUUUCUUUCUGACUGUCGCGUUGUCAGCAGGAGGAUGGGCACGGGGCGACCUGUUUUGGGAUGAUGGAGAAAGCCUUGAUACAUUUGAGAAAAAUAGUUAUAGCUAUAUUAUCUUCAUUGCGGGACAGGCACAGAUUGUAAGUGACCCUGUGAGACUAAAUGGGGACCUGGAUGGAUUAGUACUGGGAGGUGUGCGUGUUUUUGGUCUACCCUCCCCACCACACUAUGUUCUAGCCAAUGGGGAGAAAGUCAGGGAUUUUACUUAUCGCAGUGACACAAAAGCUUUAAUAGUGAACAAGUUGGCACUGCCCAUGUCAAAGGUUUUCACAGUUCAGUGGGCUCUUUGACACAUUAAUUUAUUUUUUUAAUAUUCAAACAAUGUAUAAAAAACUGUAUUUACAAUGUUUAUUUAAAUAUUGUUAAAGAAAUAAAUUAUACACGCUCUUUCUCUGCC